AUGUAUCACUUUCUUGCAGCAGUUACCAUUUUUGGAAGGCUGUAUCUUCCAUGCUUGGACACUGACUAUAUAUUUGUACGACAAUUCCCAAGUGGGCAUAAUCGAUUACCGCUAAUUGAUCUUAACCUUUUUCAGCGUCAAUUCACGCUGAUUCUUCAGGCACGAGACGAGCCCAACGGCGGAGUAAUAGAGGAGGCCAGUUACAGCGGAAUCGUCCUUCCGGGUACUACGUGGCACACCUUAAAUCAUCAAGGACGAAACGCACAUCUAACUUAUCGUUUAAGGGUUCAGUGCGCGGAUCAUUAUUACAAUGCAACCUGCACCAAAUUUUGUCGACCGCGCGACGACAUAUUCGGGCACUACACCUGCGACGAAAACGGUGAUAAAGUCUGCAUACACGGGUGGAAAGGAGCCGACUGCGAGACAGCGGUAUGCAAAGAGGGAUGUCAUCCAAUUCACGGACAUUGUAACGCGAGUGGUGAAUGCAAAUGUCGUCAUGGGUGGCGCGGAGACCUCUGCGACCAGUGCACACCGUACCCGGGUUGUAAACACGGGUACUGCAAUGGGUCAAGCUGGCAGUGCAUAUGUGACACAAAUUGGGGAGGAAUCCUCUGUGAUCAAGAUCUAAAUUACUGCGGCACACACGAGCCUUGUCAAAACGGCGGGACGUGCGAGAACACUGCUCCAGAUCAGUAUCGCUGCACGUGUCCGGACGGUUUUUCCGGGUCGACUUGCGAAAAAGUUGACAACCCGUGUGCGUCAAAUCCUUGUCUAAAUGGCGCGACGUGUGUCGAACUGGGUGAAACCGCGGAGUGUCAAUGCGCCCCGGGAUUUUCGGGGCCUUAUUGCGCGACGGAUGUCGAUGAAUGUGCGUCCCAGCCUUGUCAGAACGGCGGUACCUGUGUUGAUGAGAAAAAUCAAUUCAUUUGUCAUUGUCCGGCUGCAUGGCAAGGGACACUAUGUCAAUUUGACAGUCGCCGUGCAAAAACUCUGUUACCUGCGUCAACCUUGCUGGAGAUUACAGAUGAUUGCGUGGGUCAAUGUCAACACGGAGCACUGUGUAUCGACUUGGUGAACGACUAUCACUGCUCAUGCAACCCCGGUUACUCUGGGAAGGACUGCGACGUAGAUAUCGACGAGUGUGCAUCCAAACCCUGUCAAAACGGCGGCGAGUGUCGAGAUCUUGUCAACACAUAUGAGUGCGUUUGUCCCGUGGGAUUCACGGGCCACCAGUGUGAAAUCGUAAAGGAUCACUGCACCCCUAACCCUUGCAGAAAUUCAUCUCCGUGCUUUAACACUCAGAGCGACUAUUACUGUCACUGUCCAGUGCAAUGGCAGGGUAAAAACUGCUCCGAGCUGGCAGUAGACAAUCCUCGACCGGACGACGGGAGCCCAGGAUGUGGGAGUGAAGGAACGCCCUGCAAUGGACGUGGUAGAUGCAGCAACGGCGUUUGCGUUUGUGAUCCUGGCUAUACCGGUCAACGCUGCCAUGAGAAUAUCAACGACUGUCGUGGGAAUCCUUGUUUAAAUGGUGGUACCUGCGUAGAUCUCAUUAAUUCGUUCCAGUGCAUUUGCCAAGAAGGUUGGACCGGUGACCUUUGCGAUGAAGACGUCGACGAGUGUACCAACGCGCCUUGUCGCAACAAUGGAACCUGCAUAGACGGAGUGGCGGACUUUACAUGUGAGUGCCGUGGCGGCUGGAAAGGCAAAACCUGUACGCUCCGAGGCGGUCACUGCGAGCCAGGAACCUGCAGACACGGGGGCACUUGUCAAGAUCACGGUGAUGGGUUCACGUGUCACUGUCCCCCAGGAUGGGAAGGCGCUGCAUGUCACAUAGCUUCCCCAGCUUGCGCGAGUUCUCCGUGCGAGAACGGCGCCACCUGCGUAAAUACCGCGGACGGGGGUUAUCGGUGCAUCUGCCGCGAGGGCUUCGAAGGUCCGAAUUGUCGUAAAGACGUGGAUGACUGUCAACCAUUACCAUGUUUGAAUGGCGGUAGGUGCGUAGACGGUGUUAAUUGGUUCAGAUGUGAGUGCGCUCCAGGAUUUACCGGACCAGAUUGCCGGAUUAAUGUCAAUGAGUGUGCAAGUGAUCCGUGUAUGGGUGGAGCUACAUGCAUCGACGGUAUCGCCAGUUACUCGUGUAUAUGUCCACCCGGUAGAACAGGUAUUCACUGUGAAAUAAGGACUGCCAGCGGAGCCGGUUGCAGUGCAACUACGUGGGACAAUGAUUGCAACGUUUGCGAGUGUCGCAACGCUAAAAAUCAAUGCAGCAAUGUCUGGUGUGGCCAGGGCAAUUGUCUCAACGGUACGUCUUGUUUGGCUCAUGAAGUUUGUGUACCAUCACCAGGCGAGAGCUGUCUCGCGCCUCCCUGCUCUCCGUGGGGCGAAUGUCGGCCAGUGGAGACUGGCAGAAGAGUUGGUCCACCUGCUCUUCCGGCGCCACCUACUUGCUGGCCUGGCCAAGCUAUUCCGGGACCAACCUGCUCUCGACUGACUAUUCUACUCAGAAGAGACACUCUGGCCCCUGGAACCUCCGUAGAACUCUUGUGCAGACAACUGAGAAGGCUGCUAGCAGACCCGCGAAGACCGCAAUCGUUAGUGCUACUGUGUGACCUAAAACCCGGCGAUAACGACACCAUUGAGGUGACAAUAUUCUCAGAAGCGGCCGUAGACGCGGCCCGUGACCUAGGGGAGGCUCUGAGUAGACCUAUAAGCAGGCCUCUGGCUCUGGCCUCAGUGCUAGAAGUCAAAGUCGAGACGGCUUUGCUGACGGAUCCAAUAACUGCGUCAAACAGUCCCGGUAGCAGCGGAUAUGUCGCGGUUCUUGGAGGCGCGCUGGCUACCGUUCUGAUUCUGGCGCUCUUGGGCGGUCUCUGGUACUUGAGAUCGAGGCAGAGAUCAGGACUGACUGCUACCACGAGCAGCGAAACGUCGCUGCACCGGCAUCGCAGUGAUUUGGAUGAAAAGUCUAACAAUCUUCAGAAUGAAGAAAACCUCAGGAGAUACGCGAACCCGCUCAAGGAUUCGGAUACUGGAGAACCAAGGGUGUCUAUCGUGAGACCCUUGUCCGGAAUGUCUUUGGGUGCGUUGGGGCCCGCUGAAGAGAGCCUGGAGAUGGUUGCUGAGGAAGGACGACAUAGAUUACCGCCUCUCUACAAGCCGACGAGCGCCGAGGCGAGGAAUAACACGGCGAGUUUCUCGUAUGAAGAGAGCCUCCAUAAGCCCUACACGAAACCGCGUCUUCAAGAGCCGGCUUAUUCGCAUCAACAAACGCCGCAACAGCAACCCGGAACGAGCGCUCAAAUAGUUCCACGACAGGUGCUAACUGUACACGUUUAA
Cotesia congregata is the source of this 3339-nucleotide messenger RNA. Lineage: Eukaryota; Metazoa; Arthropoda; Insecta; Hymenoptera; Braconidae. The record is from the annotation of a GenBank genome assembly.